AUGAGACGACUCUUUCUUGAACUAUAUAAUAAAAAGAUCUUCCCCUCCACACCAAUCACGAGUUUUUCUCCAUUCCUCUCGUAUAUCGUCGUAACGCCCUUAAUACUAGGUUUUGAAAAAGACUUUUCAUGUCAUUCCCAUUUAGGUCCGAUUCGGAUCCCUUCGUUGUUUUCUUUUCCUCCCGCGCCUUUUCCUCGAAAUGAGAAAGAAGAUGGUACACUCGAAUUGUAUUAUUUAAGUGCUUAUUGCUUGCCAAAGAUCCUACUUCUACAAUUGGUAGGUCACCGGGUUAUUCAAAUAAGUUGUGUUUUCUGUGGUUUUCCCAUGUUACAACUUCCGUACCAAUUCGGUCGAUCCGGAAUGGAUCGGUUAAACAUUCCAUUAGGGAGCCUGGUCUUUACUCUUCUGUGUGGUAUUCAUUCUCGUUUGGCUCUUGGAAUCACAUCCAGCAGUGGUUGGAACAGCUCGCAAAAUCCAACGACUUCACCUACUUCAUUGCCCCCAACCGUUUCUCGUACCUCUAUUGAAACAGAAUGGUUUCAUGUUCUUUCAUCGAUUGGUUAUUCCUCUCCGUUCGUAUCUCUUUUUCCAAUUGCGGUCUCAAUGAGUUUACAAGAUUGA
Messenger RNA from Glycine soja, 621 nucleotides. The record is from the annotation of a RefSeq genome assembly. Lineage: Eukaryota; Viridiplantae; Streptophyta; Magnoliopsida; Fabales; Fabaceae.